Molecule: messenger RNA, 739 nt
Organism: Saccostrea echinata
Lineage: Eukaryota; Metazoa; Mollusca; Bivalvia; Ostreida; Ostreidae
Exons: 4
Coding region: 59-580 (173 amino acids)
Source: RefSeq, a predicted model, not a curated record
AAAACUAAAUUAUACAGAUAAAAAACAAGGCUCAGGAUAUGUAGAAUAAAUAUACACAAUGAGUGAGAGGCCUACCUUUAGACCGUACACUGAUUACCAACAACGGCAACGUAAUCUCCUCACCCACAAGGAUGAAUUCGGACCAAAGCUCUUUAAACAGAUGGUGGUGGGGUUUGUGUGUGCAGGACUGUUGGGGCUGAUUUUUCUGAUUCUAGGGGCAGUUUUUAUGAAGGAGGCCCUCAAGUCUGAGUAUUCUAUAUCAGUGAUGCUGUGUGUAUUUGGAAUGGUGGCAGGCCUUAUUAUCAUCGUGGGGACAGCCAUUCUUGGUAAACUGUCAAUUUCCAGGAAGUGGCUGAAGGCUUCGCCUGCUCCUAGGAACUCACAGUGCUUUCAGACUUGCUCAGUUGUGUACACACCUUCUCAAGACCCUAUAGCGAUACAUGAGGCACCUCCUUCAUAUGAUACGAUCAUGCUCAGUGAAUUUGUCCCAGGGACCGUGUUGGAGACGUCACCGGCGGGGAUGCUCCCUCCUAAGUACUGCGAUGUUGCCUCACUUCCAAACUAUGGGGAACCAGUCUAAUUGAUUUGGUUAAAUGCCUAUUUUCAGGUUUUACGAAAUAAUUUAUAUAUUAUUUUUAUAUGUGUAUAGAAAAUUAUUUUGUUAUGCAUAUCAAAUUAUUCAAUUUCAAAUUUUUUGCCUUGCCAUAAAAAACUUGAUAACUUCUAAAUGAAAUGCAAA